AUGGAUCCAAACCCAAAAAAUUUCCCGAUUCUGUCAUACGUCAUGACCAGAAUCCCCAGCAUCAAACGCCCUAACCAUCCGGAGUCCGACAUCGAACAACAGCGGAUGUCACCUCGGCCGGCGUUCAAUCCAGAACCCUAUUUCGAACUAACUGAACGAAUGCCUCACCUAACAGAUCCCCAGGUUUUGGCCGCCAUGCGUUCCGCCGUUGCCGAUGUAUCUCAGACACGAUCGCUACUGAAGACACUAGGUGAGCGUCCUGACCAUGAAUCUGUGGACAUGGCGAAGGCGAGGCUUGCAGAGAUUGAGUCGAUGAUGUCGAAUCAGCUUGAUGAGAUCGCGUUGUCAGAUAAGGUUGAUCCGGAGGAGGAGAAGAAGAAGAAGGCGAUAGAGAGGGAGAAGCAGAUGCACAAGGCUCUGAUCUCGUUGGAUCAGAUGCACGAAUCGUAUGAUAAAAUGUUGAGUGAUGCGGAGAAGAGGCUUGAGAAGCUUUACGAGACGGCAAAGAAUAGCAGGAAAUCGAUUCCGGUUGUUGACGAAGGAAGCUCCGUCCAAGGUUCGGCGGUUGAUGACUUUAAGGAGGAAGUGGUUGCGAUUCUGACAGAUGCAUUGUCGAAUGGUGCCCAAAGGAUUGAUUUAUCAGAGAGACGAUUGCCAUUUCUGCCUGAAGCCUUUGGGAAGCUCCAUACUUUGGUCUACCUUAACCUAGCCUCCAAUCAGCUUGAGGCCAUUCCUGAUUCUGUUGCUGGACUCGAGAAUCUUGAGGAGCUCAAUGUUUCUGCCAAUAUCUUGGGUUCAUUACCAGAUUCCAUCGGCUGUUUGCUGAAGUUGAAGAUUCUAGAUGUUUCUAGCAACAAGCUAUCUUCCUUGCCUGAUAGCAUCUGUCAAUGCAGGUCAUUGGUAGAAUUUGAUGCUGGUUUCAAUAAGCUGACAUAUCUACCCACCAAGAUUGGUUAUGAAUUAGUGAAUCUAAAGAAGCUUGCAAUCCCUCUAAACAAGGUGAGAAACUUCCCUACUUCCAUUGGUGAAAUGAAAUCUCUUCAGUUUCUAGAUGCACAUUUCAAUGAGCUACGAGGCCUUCCGAAAUCCAUCGGGAAGUUGUCGAAUCUCGAGGUACUCAACCUCAGCAGCAAUUUCAGUGAUCUUACAGAACUUCCCGACGCGAUUGGUGAUCUGACCAACCUCAAAGAACUCGAUGUCAGCAACAACCAGCUUCAGGAACUUCCCAUGACCUUUGGCCGCCUUGAUAAGCUGCAAAAACUGAACGUGGACCAAAACCCGUUGGUGAUUCCGCCUAAAGCAGUGGUGGCGGAAGGGAUUGGGGCCGUGAAGGUGUACAUGGCUCAGCGGUGGUUCGAUCUGUUGGUGGAGGAGGAGGAAAAGAGCAGGCGGGAAGCGGAAGCGAUGGCUAAGGCGAGUUGGCUCACCCGUAGCACCUCGUGGUUGGCUGGAGCCGUUUUCGGCGCGGCUGGGACCGCUUCUCUAUAUUUCGGAGCUGGAGAAAGCGAAGAUCCGUAUCUUGAAGAGGAACGUUGA
Molecule: messenger RNA, 1536 nt
Organism: Cynara cardunculus var. scolymus (artichoke)
Lineage: Eukaryota; Viridiplantae; Streptophyta; Magnoliopsida; Asterales; Asteraceae
Product: plant intracellular Ras-group-related LRR protein 9-like
Exons: 3
Coding region: 1-1536 (511 amino acids)
Molecular function (GO): protein binding
Source: RefSeq, a predicted model, not a curated record